Protopolystoma xenopodis is the source of this 303-nucleotide messenger RNA. The record is from the annotation of a GenBank genome assembly. Lineage: Eukaryota; Metazoa; Platyhelminthes; Monogenea; Polystomatidea; Polystomatidae.
UCGCCUCUGCAGACUUUUUACGCUUGGCUCACCGAAGACCAAGAGGCCAGCGCUGCCACGAUAACCCAACUAAGCCAGUUCUUCCCAUCAGUAUUUCCUCGGGACGAUGGCCAGCAUGUCGGUUCCCCCGGAAUCUUCGAGCCUUCUACUUACGUCGCCUGUUCCAAAGAUCCGGAGGACCGAGCUUAUACGCCAUAUGAGCCAAAGCAAGGUCUAAUGACGUUGGCGUUAUGCCCACGACUGCAGGACUAUUUGCUCUUUUCGCCUGCUAGCGUCCAAUCCUUCACUCGUCAGCUCAUGUGA